Molecule: messenger RNA, 907 nt
Organism: Trichoderma virens Gv29-8
Lineage: Eukaryota; Fungi; Ascomycota; Sordariomycetes; Hypocreales; Hypocreaceae
Product: secretion-associated and ras-related protein
Exons: 5
Coding region: 132-701 (189 amino acids)
Biological process (GO): intracellular protein transport; vesicle organization; membrane organization
Cellular component (GO): COPII vesicle coat; endoplasmic reticulum exit site
Molecular function (GO): GTPase activity; GTP binding
Source: RefSeq, a predicted model, not a curated record
CACACUUCGACUUCUUUUGCUUGUUCCUUUUUUUUGCGCUUUUCUUCGCCCUUGCACCCAUCAGUCAACCAUCGAGGGCCUGAGAUACGAACAAGUGCAUAUCCUUUUGGCUUUUCAAUCAAUCGCCCAGCAUGUGGAUCGUUAACUGGUUCUACGACGUCCUGUCGUCUUUGGGAUUGCUUAACAAACACGCCAAGCUGCUCUUCCUGGGUCUCGAUAACGCUGGAAAGACCACGUUGCUGCACAUGCUCAAGAACGACCGAGUUGCCAUUCUGCAACCUACUCUCCACCCUACUUCUGAGGAACUCGCCAUUGGCAACGUUCGAUUCAACACUUUCGAUUUGGGCGGUCACCAGCAGGCCCGUCGUAUCUGGAGAGAUUACUUCCCCGAUGUUAACGGCGUCGUCUUCCUCGUCGACGCCAAGGACCACGAGCGAUUCCCCGAGGCCAAGGCCGAGCUCGACGCCCUUUUGGCCAUGGAGGAGCUCUCCAAGGUUCCCUUUGUGAUCCUGGGCAACAAGAUCGACCACCCCGAUGCCGUUUCCGAGGAUGAGCUGAGACACCAACUGGGCCUGUACCAGACGACCGGAAAGGGCAGGAUGCAGCUGGAGGGUAUCCGACCUAUCGAGCUCUUCAUGUGCUCCGUGGUUAUGCGACAGGGCUACGGCGAUGGUAUCAGGUGGCUGUCCCAAUAUGUUUAAAAAGAGAUGGAGUGUGUUUGCGAUGGUGAUGGGAAUGAGAUGAUGAGGCCACCGGACUCAUGAGUCGUGGCUCAGUGACGAUUCGAUUUGAGAAACCGAGGAGGUCAAGAGGCGUUGGGUCGUGAGUUAUUUUAUGAGACUCAGCAUUCUCUUUUUAGGCGAAACCUUGUUUUUAAAUGUUGAAAUUUAUACCGUAUCCGUUGCUU